Molecule: messenger RNA, 372 nt
Organism: Trichoderma citrinoviride
Lineage: Eukaryota; Fungi; Ascomycota; Sordariomycetes; Hypocreales; Hypocreaceae
Product: Got1-domain-containing protein
Exons: 4
Coding region: 1-372 (123 amino acids)
Biological process (GO): endoplasmic reticulum to Golgi vesicle-mediated transport; retrograde transport, endosome to Golgi
Cellular component (GO): Golgi membrane; COPII-coated ER to Golgi transport vesicle; Golgi cis cisterna
Source: RefSeq, a predicted model, not a curated record
AUGUCAAUGUGGCUAUCCGAUAACCAGAAGAUUGGGGUGGUGUUCUGCUCAGGCGGUAGGCUUGCGAUGGGAAACAUCCUCUUCCUCAUCGGCUUGACAAUCAUCAUCGGCCCGCAAAAGACAUUCUUCUUCUUCGCCAGGAAGCAAAAAGCAAAAGGCACGGCCGCCUUCUUCGCCGGCCUCACCCUGAUACUCAUAAAAUGGACCUUCAUCGGCUUCAUAGUAGAAGCCUACGGCAUCGCCGUCCUGUUCGGCGACUUCCUGGGCACCAUCGCGGGGUUCGCCCGGGGGCUGCCCGUGGUUGGGCCGUACAUCGGAAUGCUUGCGGAUCGGAUAGGACUUGGUCGGCGCAAUGCCGAGUUGCCCGUCUAG